AUGCAAUUAAUCACCUCCACAAUUCCGCCCCAAAAUCUCUCCGGCUUUCAGCUCUGCCAGUCCAGUUUCAAGUACCAAAUCUCGCCGUUGAACCCGUCGGCGGCCAAGAUUUCUAAUUCCCGUAAGACGGCGGCGCCGUUUGAUGUCACUCGCCGGCAUCUGGCAAACUUGGAUAAGUUGCUGAAGAAAACCGAUCCGCCUACUAUGUUGGAGCCGGAACCGGUUCACAAGGACCCCAACAAAGGAUCCAUACCCAUUAAAGGAAAGGGGCUUUUACAAGACUUGAACCUAGCCAGAAUCUGGCCGGGGAGAAAGGCGGCCGAGGAUAUGUCGCCGAAAAACCUCAACCGGCUGCACCAGUUACUCUCGAAAACGGUCGAGUAUUCACCAAAAAGCUCGCUCGGUCAGCGGUGGCGCGAGUACCACGGCUGCAAUAAUUGGUCCGGUUUACUCGACCCGCUUGAUGAAAAUCUACGCCGUGAAGUCGUCCGGUACGGCGAGUUCGUACAAGCUGCAUAUCAGUCUUUUUAUUCAAACCCCGCCACGUCACCCAACGAGGCCCCACUCCCUCACCACGUGGCGCUUUUAGAUAGGUCUUAUAAAGUUACAAAAAGUCUCUAUGCCACGGCAUCAGUUGGUCUACCCGGUUGGGUGGAUGAGGUAGCUCCGGAUAUCAGCUGGAUGACCCAACGGUCCAGUUGGGUUGGAUACGUCGCCGUUUGCGACGACCGCCGUGAAAUUGCCCGUAUGGGGCGGCGCGAUAUCGUCAUCGCCCUCCGUGGCACCGCGACAUGUCUUGAAUGGGCCGAAAAUUUCAGAGCUUAUCAAAUCAAAAUCCCCGCCGACAACAACACCACCACCGACGAAGAUUCAAAAGUCGAGUGCGGAUUUCUCAGCCUAUACAAAACCGCCGGAGCCCAUGUCAAAAGCUUAUCGGAAUCAGUGGUGGAGGAAAUUAAACGAUUAACAGAGCUCUACAGAGGAGAAACAUUAAGUAUCACCGUAACCGGACACAGUUUGGGUGCAGCAUUGGCUGUACUAAUGGCAGAUGAGAUCAGUGUUUGUUCGCCGGAAAUUCCUCCGGUGGCGGUGUUUUCAUUCGGCGGACCGCGCGUGGGAAACAAAAGCUUUGCAAAUCGAAUUGAAUCAAGAAACGUGAAAGUAUUGCGAAUUGUAAACUCACAAGACGUGAUAACGCAAGUUCCACCGGUGACGUAUUCACAUGUCGGAACAGAGCUGCGAGUGGAUACAAAAAUGUCGCCGUACCUUAAACCCAACGCUGACGUGGCUUGCUGCCAUGAUUUGGAGGCGUAUUUGCAUUUAGUGGACGGAUUCUUGUCGUCCAAAUGUCCGUUCAGGCCAAAUGCAAAACGGAGUUUGGCGCGAUUAAUGCAAGACCAGAAGGGGAAUGUGAAGAAAUUGUACAUGAGUAAGGUGAAGGAUUUGGGGCUGAAUCCAGAGCUGCAAACCUCAGGGUGCUUGCCUAGUCCCUCCUGAUUUCAUCCAAAUU
Messenger RNA from Cucurbita pepo subsp. pepo (vegetable marrow), 1510 nucleotides. NCBI's taxonomy places the organism in Eukaryota, Viridiplantae, Streptophyta, Magnoliopsida, Cucurbitales, Cucurbitaceae. The record is from RefSeq and is a predicted model, not a curated record.